UACCACCAGCGCAAAAGAACCCGGCCUCCCCUCCCUGCCGCUGCCGGGUGGGACACGCCUUCUCCGGAGGAGAACAAAACAACCCCCCCGGGAGGGCUCGGCUGGCCAGGACAGCGCUAGUGGGAGCGAGCGAGCGAGCGAGGCGCGCAGAGCCAGGCACGAGGGGCGGCAGCAGCAGCAGCAGCAGCAGCGGCGCGCACAACAGCAGGAUGCCAAACUGGGGAGGAGGAAAAAAAUGUGGCGUGUGCCAGAAAACCGUGUACUUUGCUGAAGAAGUACAGUGUGAAGGCAACAGUUUCCACAAAUCCUGCUUUUUGUGCAUGGUUUGUAAGAAGAACCUGGACAGCACAACAGUGGCUGUGCAUGGAGAAGAGAUCUACUGCAAGUCAUGUUAUGGCAAGAAGUAUGGGCCAAAAGGCUAUGGAUUUGGACAGGGAGCAGGGACCUUAAGCAUGGACAAGGGGGAAGGACUGGGGAUCAAACCUGAACAGCAACAACCUCAUUAUCCCACCAACAACCCCAAUGCAUCAAAGAUAGCACAGAAAGUGGGAGGUGCUGAUGGAUGUCCCCGCUGUGGUCAGGCUGUGUAUGCUGCUGAGAAGGUGGUUGGAGCUGGGAAGUCAUGGCACAAAGCCUGUUUCCGAUGUGCAAAGUGUGGAAAAAGCUUGGAGUCUACUACUUUGGCUGAUAAGGAUGGUGAAGUCUACUGCAAAGGCUGCUAUGCCAAGAACUUUGGACCCAAGGGCUUUGGCUUUGGGCAGGGAGCGGGAGCACUUGUCCAUUCCCAGUAAGGGGGUGGAUUAGUUGCUCUGAAAUCUUUAUUCCAGCAGUCAAUGCUUUUAUUAGUACUGAACUUACCCAGAAAAAACCUCUGAAAAACCGAGACCAUUUCACCAGUCCUUGCAAAUGUAUUAUUAAUGCAAUACCAGUACCUGCUGCUUUCCAGUGUUUUCUCUAGUCCACUUCUUUAUUUGCUAGUUGGCCAAACAGGUAUGACUCUAUUCUAUAUGCUGUUUAAGACACUAAAAGGUUCCAUGUUGCUGUGAUUGGCUGGAACUCAACAUAGAUCAUAUCACAAUAAUUGCCUUCCUUAGCAUAAAUUCAUGCUUAUAGCCACAGUGGAAGCUAUAACUGGCAAAGAGCAAAGUUGCAACUGUCUAUAAAAUGCUGCAAUAGCGUCCACAAACAUUUCCCUCCCCCCACUGGAAACAGACAUGUACUGCUAUAUCAAACCACACGUUAACAGUCUUAACAAAAAUUAACAUGCAAAAUAUUGAAGCUGAUUAAAAGUUGUUUUGGUGCACAAGAAUUAAGAGCUGGAAAGGAUUAAACAAUUAGGUGUGCAAGAGGUAUAGGCACAGAAGGUGAAAAUAUUUAAGCACAUAAAUAAAGUACACUUCUUAAGCUUACAGGAAUGAAUGGGGAAAUUUUUUGUGUCUUUCAUUUACUGCUACUGGGUUGAUAUAUUCUGCAGUAGUCGCUGCUUUUGGUUUUUUUCCCCUCUUUGAGAGAAUAGUGGCAUUUAAAAACUCAUGCUACAGCUGUCUUUUCCAGUGGUGUUGCUAUCAUUCCUAGAAGGCAUGCAAGCCAGAAAGGAGUUGCUGCCUUUGAUUCCAUCUAGCUGUGGCUCUCCUACAGCUGCAGGAAACAUUUAAAGAUGCAAAAAACUAGUUUGCUUCUAAUACAUGCUUUGUCAUCAUUCCUGUCUGUGUCACUUCCUUGAGCAAUGGAAAUGCUUGAUGAGGUCAGUUUCACUUUUCUUCUCCCAGUGCUGAGAAAUAGAUACUGUCUCCUCAGUCAUGGAGAGGCUUCAGAAGUGAAAAAGCCCUGUCUGUUACCUUGAGUUGCUGGCACCUGAACUAUCCUUUCCAAACCAAGGCUGCCUGCAAAACAGGAUCCAUCUUAUUGGCAGCAAAUGAUUAACAUACUAGAAGUAUUAAGAUAGUGAUAUUAAAAAAUAUUAAGCUAGUGAUUAAACCAAACUACAGCAUAGCAUUAGCAGAGAAGAAAUUAAAGAGGAUUAGAAUCUUCCUUUUAAAUGCAGAAAUUUUGUAAUUGUAGAGAGUAAUCUAAAUAAAUUUGUCCCAAGUAUAUUAACAUCUUCAGUAAUGUUAUUACAAUUACCUUCAUGAGGCUUCAGGCAGGAUGUGAGUUUUCUAGGUCUUGAUGGCCUUGUUAUUUUAUUUUAUUUUUUUAAAAGAGAACUUUCUCUAAUGGUUUGUUUUCCAAAUUAAAAUGGGUCCAUAUAAUGCUAAACCCUUCGGGUGUGAGCUAAGCACACACAUCACUUCAUUUAGGAUAUAAUACGAAUAGUGUUUUAAUCUGAGAUAAUUAACAUGGAAUUAAAUUAAAAUUCUGUUCUCCACACAGCUGUUACAAGAAUGUCAGAGACUGUAAUAAUACAUUUUUACAAUGUUUCUUGCAUAUAUGAACCAUUCAAAGAUUAUUAUAUAUAUUCAAUAAAGCUGUUAACAAGAA
Messenger RNA from Sphaerodactylus townsendi, 2478 nucleotides. It is a transcript of the gene CSRP1, whose product is annotated as cysteine and glycine rich protein 1. Gene Ontology annotation, cellular component: cytoplasm; nucleus; Z disc. The transcript has 6 exons. Lineage: Eukaryota; Metazoa; Chordata; Lepidosauria; Squamata; Sphaerodactylidae. Bases 210 to 791 code for a protein of 193 amino acids. Gene Ontology annotation, biological process: sarcomere organization; muscle tissue development. Gene Ontology annotation, molecular function: structural constituent of muscle; actinin binding. The record is from RefSeq and is a predicted model, not a curated record.